Messenger RNA from Harpegnathos saltator (Jerdon's jumping ant), 1439 nucleotides. Its product is annotated as aminoacylase-1. The transcript has 5 exons. Gene Ontology annotation, molecular function: aminoacylase activity. Lineage: Eukaryota; Metazoa; Arthropoda; Insecta; Hymenoptera; Formicidae. Bases 54 to 1262 code for a protein of 402 amino acids. The record is from RefSeq and is a predicted model, not a curated record. Gene Ontology annotation, biological process: amino acid metabolic process. Gene Ontology annotation, cellular component: cytoplasm.
AGAGAACGUGUUACAACACGAUAAACAAGUACAAGCAGGCGCUAAACGUGACGAUGUCUACGCCCUCGAACUCACAGCUGGACGCCACGGCCGUGGAUAACUUCCGCGAAUACCUGAGGAUACCGUCGGUGCAGCCAAACAUUAAUUACGACGACUGCGUGUCGUUUUUACAAAAGCAAGCCAAGUCCCUCGACUUGCCGAUUAAGAUCUAUCAGGUAUAUCCCAAGAGACCGAUCGUGGUUCUUACGUGGGCAGGGACUGAACCAACGAAGCCGUCGAUUCUCCUCAACAGUCACAUGGAUGUUGUGCCAGUUUUCGAGGAAUAUUGGUCCUAUCCACCAUUCGACGCUCACAUGGACGAGAAGGGCAACAUCUACGCUCGCGGUAGCCAGGACAUGAAAUGCGUGGGUAUCCAAUACCUGGAGGCGAUUCGCAGACUGAAGCUGAACGGACAGCGUCUUUCACGCACCAUCCACAUAUCCUUCGUACCGGACGAGGAGAUCGGCGGCGUCCUCGGCAUGAAGGAUUUUGUGCACACCGCGGACUUCAAGUCCCUGAACGUUGGCUUCGCCUUGGAUGAAGGCGUAUCCUGUCCGCAAGAUCAGUUCUACAUGUUCAACGGCGAGAGAUCGAUCUGGCACCUGGUGAUACAUUGCGUCGGUAACACCGGCCAUGGCUCGAUCAUGAUGGAAAACACGGCUGCGGAGAAGCUAACGAAUAUAAUCAACCGCUUAAUGGAGUUGAGAGCGACCGAGAAGGCGAAACUGGCGGACUCUAAAAAAUACAAGUUAGGCGACGUGACGUCCGUGAAUCUUACGAAACUCAAUGGCGGUGUGCAGACCAACGUGAUACCCAGAGAGUUCACGGCUGUGUUCGACAUUCGUGUAGCAGACACUGUCGACCACGAAGAAUUUGAAGCAACCAUUAAACGUUGGUGCGAGGAGGCCGGGCCAGAUGUAACCUACUCUUUCGAGGAGAAGAAUCCUAAGGUCAAGAGUACGAAGUUGGACGAGUCCAAUCCUUUCUGGAUUGCGUUUAAAAAGAGCUGCGAUGAACAAGGUAUUGAGCUAGAGAUCGGCAUUUUCCCGGGAGGCACGGACUGUCGCUACGUGCGCUCGGUGGGCAUCCCCGCCUUAGGCUUCUCGCCGAUGAACAAGACCAAAAUACUUAUUCAUGAUCAUGACGAAUAUCUCAACAAGGAUAUAUUCCUGAAAGGAAUAGAGAUAUACACCAAAUUAAUACCAGCUGUGGCGAAUGUUUAAAAGCAUGGACAUGUUAGACAUUAAUGCUGCAAUAUUCUUAUUUCGGGUGUUUCUAAUCGAUUACUAAUAGUUCAUUACGCGUCACUUUUGCGAAUAUGAGCCAGUUGUUGCAACUACUUGACAAGUUAACUGAUAGUUAAAUCAUAUGUCUGUCUUUGUCUAAAUUGAAGGAAAAAC